GGGCUGUUUAGGAUGCUGUUUCUUCCAACAUAUAAUUUGUUCUUUCGUCACUUUCGGGUCUCCGGUUAAUGGACAUGUCGGUUCUUGUGCUGUUAUUUUCGUCGCGCAAUCCUUGAAUGUUCCUGCCAUCCUUUACGGGCAUCAGCGCUAGAUAUCCAAAUACAAAAAUUAUUGUAUUGGUUUAUUCAUAUUCAAAAUUUAGACAUUUGACCUAAUUAUUCGACAUAUCUGUCUGAUUUCGACAAACUAGAGAAUUUGUGAAAAAAUUUUCGUUAGUGGUCCAAAUGGCUGUCAAAUGUCGACUUUCCAAUACAAACAUUACCAAAGCUACUGUAAUUUCAUCAAGCAAUGCCUUUACCUGAAAUCGAGGAAAUUCUCCAAAGAUUUAGAACGAAAGAGGAAAAAGUUGAAACGCUAUUGAAAGAAAAGUCUGGAUCUUUGGAUAAGUCAAAGGAAAACCAAAAGGAGAAAAUAUUUUUAAGCUGUGAGGAUGUUAAAAAACGAAACCGAAACUUGAUGAAGGAUUUUGAAGCAGUAAAAGGCAGGCUUCGUUCUAAAGCAAUAUUCUGUCCUGCAGAAGUCCAAUGGGAAAAUGCCUGUAGAGAAUACCAGACAAACCCUUCUUUACCUAUCACUACAUGGAAAUGUCAACUACCAGUUUUCGUCUAAUUCGAAAUAAACUUAUAAAUUCUUUAAAAAAAUAAUGAAUUUAUUCUACUCACAGCACUUACAUAUAUACAUAUGAAUUAAUCUACACGAAAGAAUAAAUCAAUAAAUGGAAUAAAACUCCA
Molecule: messenger RNA, 791 nt
Organism: Coccinella septempunctata (seven-spotted ladybird)
Lineage: Eukaryota; Metazoa; Arthropoda; Insecta; Coleoptera; Coccinellidae
Exons: 3
Coding region: 349-669 (106 amino acids)
Source: RefSeq, a predicted model, not a curated record